CUCAACAGGAUCCACAUUUUAAAAUAGGACUCUCAAUAAAAACACUGCACUGAUCAUGAUUCACUCAGCUUUGGUAGAGUGGUGUAUAUAAGAAAAGAAAGCAUCCAUCCAUCUCAUUCACCAAAGCCUGACCUGAUAGGACCUUCAACCUGCUGCAGAGAUGAUGUGUAACCUGCUCCUGUCCUGCUCUGUCCUCCUGCUCUCCUGUACUCAUCUGGUAGCACAUCCUGUUACGGACACAGCUGACAUGACUUACAGCGGCCCUGAUUCAGUGGAAGAGGCCGGAGGCGUCAGUCCAGAUGAUUUCGCUGUCUCUGAUCUCAAUGAUCUCCUGCAGAGGGCGGCAGUCGUAGAAUAUUCCCCGCUGCUCACCCGAGAGAAUAUCAAAGUGCCUGGGCAGAUUCCUAAAGAGGCUCUUAGAGAGGUAAUGUUAGAAAAACCGUAUCGCCUCAUUCCUCCCAGCGGUCUGUGGGGCAGCAGGAGACAGUUCAGGAAGAGAGGCGGCGGUGCAGAUUGCUUCUGGAAAUACUGUGUUUGAGGCAUUCGUGACAUACAGAACUGAGUCACAGGGCUUUUAUAGCUAUUUCUACCAGUAUGGACACUCUCUUUCACACACACCCACACAAUAAUACACACAAUACAAAAGGAAAAAUAUACAGGACACAUUUAUAAAAACUAUUGUGCAAAACAGUUGCUUCACAGAGAGACUGACGUAAACCACUAAAAUAAAAUAUCUUUUUUUCAACAUAUCAUCAGCAUUUAUGUGUCUGUAAAUUUUGAAUGACAUAAUUCUGGAAUAUUUUAAAUAAGUCUUUAUAGAAGAGACCACAAUAGCUGUACUGUAUAAGACAUAUAACUGUAAACUAUAAAUCAAUGCAAAAAUAAACUAAUAAAAAAAAAAGAAAUAAAAAGCCUCCA
Messenger RNA from Cyprinus carpio (common carp), 918 nucleotides. It is a transcript of the gene uts2a, whose product is annotated as urotensin 2, alpha. The transcript is spliced from 4 exons. The coding region runs from base 161 to 538 and encodes 125 amino acids. Gene Ontology annotation, cellular component: extracellular region. The record is from RefSeq and is a predicted model, not a curated record. Gene Ontology annotation, molecular function: hormone activity. Gene Ontology annotation, biological process: blood vessel diameter maintenance; regulation of blood pressure. Lineage: Eukaryota; Metazoa; Chordata; Actinopteri; Cypriniformes; Cyprinidae.